This is a messenger RNA of Entelurus aequoreus (snake pipefish), 2611 nucleotides long. Its product is annotated as zinc finger protein OZF-like. The coding region runs from base 136 to 1791 and encodes 551 amino acids. NCBI's taxonomy places the organism in Eukaryota, Metazoa, Chordata, Actinopteri, Syngnathiformes, Syngnathidae. Gene Ontology annotation, biological process: regulation of transcription by RNA polymerase II. The record is from RefSeq and is a predicted model, not a curated record. Gene Ontology annotation, cellular component: nucleus. Gene Ontology annotation, molecular function: RNA polymerase II transcription regulatory region sequence-specific DNA binding; DNA-binding transcription factor activity, RNA polymerase II-specific. The transcript has 3 exons.
ACCAAGAUGGCUGACUGGGUGGCUUCGACUUUCCAGGAUGUUUCAAAUUUACGACAAAACAGCUAAAUGGAUUCACGGCAAAUAUAUAUAUAUAUACAUCAAUAAAUACAUCAAAUAUUCCCUUUUCUAAAGCCUAUGACAUGGAAGUUGAGUCUGGAGCGACGGAGUGUUAUCGAAGUGAAGAACGUAGACGACUACUGCUAUGCUAAGAUGGCCACCAACUUCCAGCAAAUCACCAACGGAGAUAAAGACGAAAACUGCAAAAUGAAGAUGAAAUGUAAAGAAAGAGCCGCCAUGAUUGUUAGCUUGAAGAAGGCAGUGGAGUUCACAUCAGAGGAGAUGAGAGAAUGCAGAAGUCAAAUGAAGAAAGUGGAAGAGCAAAACAACCUCCUGUGUAAAGAAAAUAAUGAUGUGAAAGAAGAGAUUUUGGUGAAGACUGAGAGAUGUGCAGUGUGUGAAGAGAAGACUGGACCACAUGUCUACAUCAACGUGCAGAGGAUUGGAGACGUCCAGCAGCUGAUUGGUCAUCCAGAAGAACUUCCCCCUCAAUCUUCUGGGGCGAGCUCCACUAUGAAGCAGGAGACCCCAAAACCACCCCACAUUAAAAAGGAAGAGGAGGAAGUCUGGAUCACUCAGGAGGGAGAGUGUCUUCUAGGACCGCAGGAAAAUAAUCUCACCAAGUUGCCACUGACUGUUGUCUCCGUGAAGACUGAAGAUGAUGAAGAGAAACCACAACUAGACAACCUCUUAGCUCCACUAUCAGAUAGUGAAGCUGAAGACGAGGUUGAAGUACCUUUGAGCAGCGAUACAGACUGUGAAGGUGAUAUGAGGAUUCACACUGACAACAAACACUCUGAAUGCUCUAAAAAGAAGAGAGGUAAAGAAUGUUUGACCUGCUCAGUUUUUGCUAAAAGCGUUGAAAAACAGAGCAAUUUAACUCAACACAUGAGAACACACACAGGAGAAAAUACGUUUAAUUGUUCCGUUUGUAGUAAAAACUUUACUCACAACCGCAAUUUGACUCAACACAUGAGGAAGCACACAGGAGAAAAAACAUUUAAUUGUUCAGUUUGUGGACAAAGCUUUAUUAAAAAGUGCCAUUUGACUCAACACAUGAGAAGACACACAGGAGAAAAACCAUUCAACUGCUCGGUAUGUGGGAAAUGCUUUUCUCAAAAGAGCAAUUUGACAGAACACAUAAGAAGACACUCAAAAGAAAAAACAUUUAUUUGCACAGUUUGUAGUAAAAACUUUUUUUCCAGAUCAGGUUUGACGCAACACGCAAUGACACACAAUGGACAAAAAACAUUUAGUUGUUCGGUUUGUGGGAAAAACUUCUCUCAAAAUAGGUAUUUGACGCAACACAUGAGAACACACGCGGACAUGAGCACACACACGGGAAAUAAAUCCUUUAAUUGCUCAGUUUGUAGUAAACGCUGUUCUUCCAGGUCAUGUUUGACUGAACACAUGAUGAAACACACUGGACAAAAGCCCUUCAGUUGUUCAGUUUGUGAUAAAACCUUUUCUCGCAAGGGCAAUUUGAUGGAGCACACAAGACGACACACAAAAGAAAUAACGUUUAAUUGCUCAGUUUGUAGUAAAAUCUUUUUCUCCAGAUCGGGUUUGACUCGACACCUAAUGAAACAUACGGGACAAAAAACAUUUAGUUGUUCUGUUUGUGCUAAAAGUUUUACUCGCAACAGCAAUUUGACUCAUCACAUGAAAAGACACACAGAAGAAGACAAUUGUCGAACAUUUAGGCUGCACGAUUUUGGAAAAAAAAAACCCUAAUUAAGAAUUUUGUAAGUGUAAGUGGACUUACUUAACUAUAGAAAUAAUUAUUGAAGGGAGACUGUCAAUCAACAUAUUCUUGUCUCACAUUUGAACACUAUGCAAUAAUUUACUAAAGAAUAUUUUUGCGUUACUCAGACAGACUCAGAGCUUGUGUGCUCUUAAACUGAAGAAAUAAUCAUAAAAAACCAUACAGUGCUCAUAAUGUAAUUUAGUCAUGUGAUGACAAUGCGAGUAUCUAUUUAAAAUUAUAUACACUUUAGUUUCCUGUUAGUGUAAAGUUGUUUGCCAUUGUUAAUAGAAAGUACAAAACCAGUGAAGUUGGCACGUUGUGUAAUUCGUGAAUAAAAACAGAAUACACUGAUUAGCAAAUCAUUUUCCACUUCUAUUCAAUUGACUGCAAAGACAUGAUAUUUAAUGUUCGAACUGAGAAACUUUUUUUUUUUUUGGAAAUAAUUAAUUCAGAAUUUAAGGGCAGCAACACGUUGCAAAAAAGUUGGCACAGGGGCAUUUUUACCACGGUGUUACAUGGCCUUUCCUUUUAACAACACUCUGUAAACGUUUGGGAACUGAGGAGACACAUUUUUUAAGCUUUUUAGGUGGAAUUCUUUCCCAUUUUUGCUUGAUGUACAACUUAAGUUGUUCAACAGUCUGUUUUCGUAUUUUAGGCUUCAUAAUGUGCCACACAUUUUCAAUGGGAGACAAGUCUGGACUACAGGCAGGCCAGUCUACUACCCACACUCUUUUACUACGAAGCCACGCUGUUGUAACACGUGGCUUGGCAUUGUCUUGCUGAAAUAAGCAGGGGCGUCCCUGAUAA